Messenger RNA from Meloidogyne enterolobii, 2640 nucleotides. The record is from the annotation of a GenBank genome assembly. NCBI's taxonomy places the organism in Eukaryota, Metazoa, Nematoda, Chromadorea, Rhabditida, Meloidogynidae.
AUGGGGUUUUCACCAUUUUCUAACCUAAAAUUCAAUUUCAGACGGAAAUCAAAUAUUUCUUCUUUCAAACAUUGUCGAAUGACGGAUUCUCGAUUGAACAAAUUACGCGAGCUUCUCGAGUCACGUAAUCGGAUACUUCGAUCAGAGGCUAUAUCAAUGCUUACACAAUAUGCACCCAUUUCUAGCCAACAGUCAAUAAUCUAUUCAUGGGAUCAACUUUUUGAUAUUGUGGCACAAUGCUUUCGCAGUUCUUUGUGGGAAUGCCGGGUUGCUUCGGCAGAACUUGUUGCUGCUCUUCUUUUAAGUGCUGAUAAUGCAUUUUAUGAAAAAUUUGAAUUGUUGUCAAAAGACAAAAUGAAAGAAUAUUUUGAUGAAUGUGCAACAUUAAUUGAGAAUUUGGAUUUAAACAAAAUUAUUUCAAAUUAUAAAAUGCUAGUUGGAUUCGAAGAGGAGAACGACACUUUAGUCGAUAAAAACAAUUCAACUGACAUUAGUCUUCAACAUAAGAAAAAGCAACGACAAUUAAUUGAUUUACAUUUGGAUAUGAAUUCUGCUACUGGGGUUUCUUCAAGCACAUUUAUUACCGAUGACGAAAUAUCAACUUUGAGUGAAAUUAAGGACACAAAUUUAACUACAACAGAUUCUCCAAUUGUUUCUCAUAGAGAGUUAUACGAGGAGGUUAUUAACAAUGAAUGUCCUUUUGUUGAUACUUUUUCUCAUAAUUCUUUAAAAUUUGGGCAACAAAAAAUUAAAGAUGAGCCAAGUUUGGAUGAUGUAUCUGUCACUAAUAUUUCAACAAUUAAUGAACAAGAAUCUACUCUUCCUCUACAAUUUUUAAAAAGUUUUUAUGAAUUUUUUCAUUCUACUCUUCUCCGCGAUUUAGUCAGUCCAAAAUGGCAAACACGUCAUGGAGCUUGUCUUGUUUUAACAAAAAUUUGUAAUCAGGCGAACAAAUGGCUGUUUCCGUAUUCGAGCUUUCUCACUAAAGCUACCACUCGCCUACUUCAUUUAUUUUGUUUGGACCGUUUUUGUGAUUUUGUAACCGGCAGCAAUGUUGUUGCUCCAGUGCGGGAGGCAGCUGCACAAGCACUUUCAUUUAUUUUGUUAAAAUUGUGUGAUAAUGAUAGUUUAAAAAUCAAAAAUGAAAACUAUAAAGAAGAAUUAGAGCCGUUUAUGAUUCGAGUUGGCUCAGCAAUUUUAAACCAGAUUUGCAAUAUGCUCCAAAUAACAAGCGAACAGAAUUGGCAUUGUCGGCAAGGUGCAUUGCUUGUUGCUAAAUAUCACUUUGCAGUGACUGCUUUUUCGCUGCCUUCAGAUUACAAGUUGUUUGAUCUCACAUUGUGGGCUCUUGAACAUGAUCCUGUAGAUGAGAUAAUUUCUGCGGGGAGCCAGGCUAUCUGUUCGUUUUUCUUAGCGGCUAACUCCGGAAUAGCAAAGUUCAAUGUUAAUAUUUUGUCUAAAAUUCGUCAAGAAACUCUUCCGCGAAUUUGGGGUAUACUACAACAUCCUGAACGAUUGACACAGCUUCGCGAAGGUGUUGAUUCUGUACUUGUCGAUUUACUUGGUCUUCUCGAAUUUUGGCUAUCUACGGAUAAGGAAGAGAAUCAAAGCACUUCACAAUCUUUAGCUCAGCUUAGUGAUAGUCAAGUAACACUAUUAGUCGAGCUACUUGAAUGCUCGCCGCAAACCUGCCCGACAGAACGAAAUAUAAAAGUUAUGCAAUGCCUUUGUUCAAUUUUUAAGAACGAUUCCUUAACUAUAACUCCUGAUGGCAAGCAUAUUUGGACUGAAAAGUUACUUUUCCAAACAUUGAAACGACUUUAUAGAUGUGUUAUUUUCUGUCCACCAAGUUCUGCUGAAAUAUUGUUGCCAUCAUGCCACACGACACUGUCAUUGUUAUUAGAAUUUUUUCAGCGGCAUAUGGCUUUGACGUCAAAUUUUAACAAUUUACUUGGAAAUGAUCUUUCAUUGAAUAUAGGUUACUACGAAAUUAUUUAUUCUCCAAACAUUUAUCGUUCUAACUAUUGUCAGGCCUCUGGAUUAGCUGCCUUAUGUACGAUCACAAAAAUCCUGAAAUUGGUUUAUGUAUUUUUACAUAAUGUUGAUGGAUCUGACUCUCGACGAGACUUUCCUAAAGAAUUAUUGUGUGGGGAAGAAUUACACUUUUUGGAAAGGAAACAAAUUGAUUUAGUUAUCCUCGAGAGAAAAGCUAUGGCUGCUCGAUGGCUAGCGCCAUUGAUAAAUACUCUCUUUCGAUGGGGCUGCCCUAUUGGUCAACAGCCAAUGUUUAUAUCCGUCCAGCUAUUAUUCUUUCCAUAUUUACGCUCUAAUUCAUUAUAUCAAAAGCUUGGGUCGGCACUUUUGGCUCAGGAAUGGUCAAAUGUUUAUCAGAAUUCACGGCACGGAAAUUUUUCAUCUGAUAAUCAAUCAGUACCUGCCCCUGAUAUUUUAAUCAAAGAAUUAUACGAGCAAUUAUCAUGUAAUUCAAAUUCCAACAAGCUAUUUGAUGAGACAACCCAGUUGGUUAGUAUAUUAACUAAAGAGUGUAACGAUUUCAAACAAUAUUGUUUGCGAAAGGGUGUUCCUGCUUCCGAAUUACUUCCACUAAAUCAGGUAAAAAUAUAUACGGCUUCCAAAUGA